AUGGCUACACAGUGCAGAACUGUACACUCGCUCGCGCUGUCAUGAAAUAACUACGUUCCUGAUUCAGUCUAAAUCAUUGUCGCUGAUUUCUUUUCUGCAUGUCUUGUAUAGCAUAUCGAGAAUAAAAUCACUCGGAUCUCAGUAUAGCUACGCACGAAAAGGCCAAAAUGAGCGAGGAAGAAGACACAUUGCAGAAAACUAGACAUGCAUUUGAAGAUCUGUGUCGAGCUCUAAAUGUGGACGAGGAGUCGAGUAACGGAGCAUGGAGAAGUUAUGAAAAUAUCAGCAAAAAUUACACUCUCGAGGGUAGUGAACUGCACUGGUUGGCGUGUGCUUUGUAUGUGGCGUGUAGAUCUUCGGUGCCCACUGUAAGUAAAGGCACAGUGGAGGGCAACUAUGUGUCACUGACCAGGAUCCUGCGCUCUUCACAACAGAGUUUGAUAGAGUUUUUUAAUAAAUUGAAGAAAUGGCAGGACAUGACCAACCUGCCCAAAGAGUUCCAGCAGAGUACCGAGAAACUAGAGAGAAACUUCACUGUCACGUCUGUCAUCUUUAAAAAAUAUGUGCCCAUAUUCAAAGAUAUAUUUAAAACACCCACUGAAGAAUUACCAAGAACACACAGAGGCCGGAAACAGAGACGAUAUCCCUGCACUGUCACUGAGGUCUUCAAUUUCUGCUGGAUCCUCUUCAUACAUGCUAAAGGAAAUUUCCCGAUGAUCAGUGAUGAUCUGGUAAACUCGUAUCACCUGCUCUUGUGCGCUCUGGAUUUGGUUUACUGCAACUCACUGCUGUGUUCCAGCCGUAAAGAUCUACUCAACCCUUCAUUUAAAGGACUGCCUGAAGACUUCAGCAGUAAAGAUUAUAAACCAGGUCCAGGAUCUUUAUGUUUCAUUGAGCAGCUGUGUGAACUGCAUGAUGGGCUGGUGCUGGAGGCCAAAGGAGUGAAGGAACAUUUCUGGAAACCUUUCAUGAAGAAACUUUUUGAACGAAAGGUAUUGAAAGGUAAAGAAGACACACUGACCGGAUUCUUGGAGCCAGUCAAUUUUGGUGACAGUCUCACAUCUCUGAACCGUGUGUAUGAGGAACACGUGUUAUCGUCCGGUUCUUUGGAUGACAGAAUAUUUCUGGGAGAAGCAGCAAGAGAAGACAUUGGUACUCCAGGACCCUGUUUCUCUGAGGGGAUAGAGAACCAGGAACGACCUCCCAACACGCUUCAAAACUCUUUCACAACGUCUGCUCUUAAAGUAUCGUCGACUCUGACAGGAAGGAGGUACAUGCCGGACAGCAGCGUCGGUACCCCUGUUUCCAUUGCAAUGCAGAAUGUGGGCCGACUGCACACGCUGCUGACAGGAUUCCAACACAGACCCAGCAUGACACUCAGAGACACAUUUAGAUCUUGUGUGAGAGACCCAAGUGAUUCUAUAGCAGCCAGACUGAAGGAGAUGUCGGAGAUCUUCCUUCAGAAUUAUGAGGGAACAGGCGAGGAAAACAAGAGUCUGGCCAGAGAUGUUGCAGUGAAGUAUUUCUGCCUAGCUGAGGCUCUGUAUUACAAAUCAUUGGAAGCCAUCAUCAACCAGGAGAAGAAACGGCUUGGAGACAUGGACUUGACAGGUGUUCUCGAGCAGGAUGUGUUUCAGCGCUCUUUGAUCACCUGCUGUCUGGAGAUUGUGAUUUUUUUGUACCGACCACCAGGAGAAUUCCCACGAGUCUUACAGAUCUUUGAUCUGCCCGCUUUUCACUUUUACAAGGUAAUUGAAGUGCUGGUGCGGGCCGAGGAGGGUCUUUUCCGCGAGGUGGUGAAGCAUCUGAAUCAUAUUGAGGAGCAGGUACUGGAGCGUUUGGCUUGGAAAGAGAGCUCACCGCUGUGGGACAGCAUCCGAGAUGCCAAGAACUGCAUUCCCCCCUGUCUGGAGGUAAUGCCACCUCAACACCUGGAGGACAAUUCUGGAAACAGCACACACACUCCCAAAAGGAAUGAGAACAUCACAGGAGCAGGGAAAGGAGUUUCUCCAGCCCCCACCUCUCUCCAAGAUCGCUACAGCUCGUCCCCUACUGGCACAGCUCGGCGCCGCCUCUUUUUUGAUGGAGAGACCACCUCUGACUCUGCCCAAUCUGUGAAGGUGGCCCAACCGUCUCUGGUCAGCACCAUCCCAGCUGGACAAACCGUGGUCACUAUGGCAACAGCAACCGUCACCGCAAACAACGGGCAGACUGUUACCAUACCUGUUCAAGGAAUAGCAAAUGAGAGUGGAGGCAUUACGUUUAUCCCGGUACAAUUGAGUGUAACAGGUCAAAGUGGGGCAGCUCUACCAACUCUGAGUGCCCAGAGUCUGACAGGCACCCUUAUCGCCCAGCAUCUGACCACUACUCCCGCGGGCACAGUCCAGAACAACCCCAACCCUGCUAAACAAGACAAGAAGAGCCCUCAGCAGGGAACACCCACCCGAGCACAGAAGACCGGGUCACUGAGCCUGUUCUUCCGCAAGGUCUAUCACCUCGCCAGUGUGCGGCUCAGAGAUCUAUGUGCUAAACUGGACAUCAGCGCAGAUCUGCGCAGGAAGAUCUGGACGUGUUUUGAAUAUUCACUAGUGCACUGCACUGAACUCAUGAUGGAUCGACAUCUAGACCAGCUGCUCAUGUGUGCCGUCUAUGUCAUGACCAAGGUAACGAAGGAGGACAAGUCUUUCCAGAACAUCAUGAAGUGCUAUAGAUCUCAACAUCAGGCCAGCAGCACUGUGUACAGGAGUGUGUUGAUCUCUGGGAGGAGGAGAUGUCGCUCAGGAAGCAGUGAUCACACACACAUACAGAGCUCACCCACUGACACAGCACCAGAACAUGUGAGUGGUGAGAGCAGUCCCGUGUCUAUGCGCUCCAGCAGCACUCUGCCAAUUCCUCAGCCCAGCAGUGCCCCCUCCACCCCGACCCGGGUCCCUGGGGGCCCCCAAGAUCAGGAGGAGGAGCGAGGAGACCUUAUUCAUUUCUAUAACCACGUCUACAUCAAACAGAUCAAACAUUUCGCACUGCGUUACUCCAAAAACUCAACGAAAAACGGGGCUGAAGCUCCUCCUCUGUGUCCAUAUCCAUCACCCCGGAUUGGCUCUCCUCGCCGGGUCCUCCUCUCCCACAAUCACUCCAUCUACAUCUCUCCACACAAGAGCGCCAGCCCCCUCACACCUCGAGACAAGAUCUUCUAUUACAUCAGCUCCAGCCCAUCAAACCGGCUGCGAGAGAUUAACGUCAUGAUCCAGACAGGUGAGACACCCACUAAAAAGCGCAGCAUCGCCCUGGAGGAGGAGCAGCAGUCCCCUGCCAAGAGACUCUGUCAAGAGAACCAGACAGCACUGCUCAGACGCCUGCAGGACGUAGCCAGCGAUCGCAGUUCUUCACACUGAUGUAUCCAUACUUGGAAUAAGAAUUACAAAUACAUCUAAACAUACAACUCACCCAAAAUAUUUUUAGGAUAAGCUUUUACCCAAAGCAACUGACAAAUACAAGCAAUUCAUCCUACACAAAAAGGCCUCAUAGUUAAAGGAGUACUUCACCCAAAAACUAGAAAUUCUGUAAUUAUUCUUGAAUAGAAUGAUUAUUUAUAUUUUUCAAGAAUGUCUAUGCAUCUCUUUUUUUUCAUACAACAACAGUUCAAAGUGAUCACAACUGUCCAGCUGCAUAAAGGACAAAACAAAAACAAAAAACAUAAAAGUUGUCUUUUUGGCUUACAAACCAAUUUAAGUUAUUAUUCCUGAUAAUAUUCCCUUUCAAUGCAGCUCACAAAUCCCAUUCUGCAUUUUCAAACUGGCCCAUCGCGUUUUGUUAUGGCACACUCAAAAAACCAAUGAGGUCUUUUUAUUGACCCAUUUAUUGACUUGGCCUGACACAUUGACCUGCCACUUGUUAAUCUGAUCGCAAAUAUUCCGAAGAUUUUCAAGAGAAGUAUUUCAGGAAAUAAUCAGUUAGAUAAAUUUUGUAACACAUUUAAAGUUAUCAUAUGACUUUAGAAGACUUGGAAUAUACCAUAGUGCUUAAAUUGUAUGGACUGCAUUUAUGGUUUUAUAUAAAAAAUAUAUAAAUAAAGCAAUAUAUGGGUUUGAAACAACAUGCAGGUGAGUAAAUAAUGACAGACUUUUCAUUUUUGUGUCAACUAUCUAUAACCAUUGCUCAUAAAAUUCUGAACUGUUUUCAUUUAAAAAAGCACCAGCUAAUGAAGUCAAAACAAAACUUCUGUCAUAGUCAACCAAUGAUAUUGACUCAUACUCUCAAUAUAAAAAAAGUAUUUUGUAGAAGAAGAGUUUGUGUGCAGUAGAAUUGCUCGGAUGAGUCAUGACAAGAUUUGAAGGAGAUUUAAAGCACUUAAAGGAUUUGGUUGCAAAUCUUGCGCUGAGUUUACCAUGUGUGUUUUAUAAAGAGCUAUUUUUCAUAAAGAGUUUUAUAAAGUAUAGUAUCAGAGUUAAUAUUCAGAAAUCAAGAGAUGUCUGUCAACUCUUUCUAUGUGUCUGUGUAUUUGCUAUCUUUGUAUGUGUAUGCCUGGUUUAUAUAUUUAUGCUAUUUUUCUAACCUUAGGAAAGAUAGUGACGAGCAACAUCGGGCAUCUAACAAUCAUGUUUAAAGUAGAAAGUGAGUGCUCAGAAAUGUCAUAUUUAUUUUGUCAUGUUGUUCUUUGCAUGUAUUAGAUGUGUUCAAAUCAAUUGUUGUUCCCUCUUCAGUUCUGAAAGGAAUUCUUUCAGUAAUCUCUAUUUAUUAACAAAACAACACGUUUUCUUUCUUUUUAUUCUGGAGUAUGACGCGUGUUUGUUGUAAGUGCCUUUUCUCCUGACUGUUUGCCUUUCCUGAUCAGCUCUAUGCUUUACACUUUACACAGCAACCCAGCAUUAAAUGAUCAUCCAGCAUUUAUUAAACCCUGUGAA
This is a messenger RNA of Xyrauchen texanus (razorback sucker), 4901 nucleotides long. RefSeq names its product retinoblastoma-like protein 2. Gene Ontology annotation, molecular function: RNA polymerase II transcription regulatory region sequence-specific DNA binding. The record is from RefSeq and is a predicted model, not a curated record. The transcript is spliced from 22 exons. Gene Ontology annotation, biological process: negative regulation of G1/S transition of mitotic cell cycle; cell differentiation; regulation of transcription by RNA polymerase II. Lineage: Eukaryota; Metazoa; Chordata; Actinopteri; Cypriniformes; Catostomidae. The coding region runs from base 168 to 3392 and encodes 1074 amino acids. Gene Ontology annotation, cellular component: chromatin; transcription regulator complex; nucleus.